AUCCCCAGCAAUCAUCGAGCAAUGUCAGAAAACAAUCAAAGAGAGAGCGUUUUUCCCACUAGAAUGGCGCUUACAAACACCAAAAGCAGGCUGAAAGGUGCACAGACUGGCCACUCGUUGCUCGCCAAGAAGAGAGAUGCACUCAUGAUUCGUUUCAGAGCCAUCCUCAAGAAAAUCGAAGAGGCGAAACUGAAGACAGGGAAGGUUAUGCAAGUGGCGGCAUUCUCACUCGCAGAAGUUAAUUAUGUGGCUGGCGAUAUCUCUUAUCAAGUACAGGAAAGUGCAAAGAGACCACAAUUAAAGGUUAAAUCAAAACAAGAGAACGUAUCAGGUGUUACAUUACCAGGUUUCGAAAUUGAACGCGAGAAUUCUAAUGAGUUUUCACUCACUGGUUUAGGUAGAGGUGGUCAGAAGGUACAAAAGUGCAAGGAAAUAUACGCGAAAGCUAUUGAAACAUUGGUAGAAUUGGCUUCAUUACAGACAGCUUUCAUGAUCCUUGACGAUGUAAUUAGAAUCACAAAUAGGCGUGUCAAUGCGAUUGAACACGUUGUACUUCCACGCCUUGAAAAUACUAUUAAAUAUAUAAAUUCAGAGUUAGAUGAAAUGGAUAGGGAGGAGUUCUUUAGGUUAAAGAAGAUACAAUCAAAGAAGAAGAGAGAUGAAAGUCAGGAUACCAACGAAGAAGAAGAAUACACCCAGGAUCAAGCAGGUGGAGCUGACAUACUCGAUCAAGGAAAAGAUGAAGAUGUCAUUUUCUAGUAUUGUAAUUCUCAAUUGAUAACACCCAUGGACGAUUUCAUAUACGUCG
This is a messenger RNA of Wallemia mellicola CBS 633.66, 808 nucleotides long. Its product is annotated as V-type ATPase D subunit. Bases 22 to 759 code for a protein of 245 amino acids. Gene Ontology annotation, cellular component: fungal-type vacuole membrane; vacuolar proton-transporting V-type ATPase complex. Lineage: Eukaryota; Fungi; Basidiomycota; Wallemiomycetes; Wallemiales; Wallemiaceae. Gene Ontology annotation, biological process: vacuolar acidification. The transcript has 5 exons. The record is from RefSeq and is a predicted model, not a curated record. Gene Ontology annotation, molecular function: proton-transporting ATPase activity, rotational mechanism.